AGGGGUCCCCCCAUCUCUCUGCCCAUGCCGGAGAUGCGUUGGAACCCCCAGUUGGAGCAAGUGGGUGCUUUUUUGGGGGGGUGCCAAGGUCCCACAGGGAAAAAGGCCCAUCCUGGUGCAGGGCAGGAGGCGGCAGGCUGGGCGCCACAAGGGUGUCCCCAAGCUGGGGAACAUCCAAGGUGUGCCAGGAGUACCCUGUACCAUGGGCAGCCCACCCAGCCCCAUUGCCACAACACAGCCCUACCCUGCGCCUGUGUCCCCCCCAAGCACCGCCGUGUUGCUGCCAGAGCCCCAUAUUGAGAACCAAUGCUUUUCUGCCUUGCAAAAUCGAGCUAAUUGCACAUUUACACCUCCCCCACCCCAGAGGGCCCUCGCUGGGAGCUCCCCAGUGGGUCACAGCCACGGGCAGUGCGGGAGGGGCUCCAUGGCGGGGGUCCUGCCCCCUCCACCAACACCUACCACCGUACCCCUGUACCACCACACCCUACGCUCGCUGCAUCGCCUGUGCCUGCACCGCAGAGCAAACCUCAGACCCUCUGCGUGUGUACUGCCGUGCAAAACCCACCACGCUGCACGCCCUGGACCCCAUUGCGUGUGCAUCUCUGUGCUGAAUGCAUUGCUCAGCACACCCCCAGAGCUCCCCCCCCAGCUUUGUGUGCGCCGCCGUGCAAAACACAUUGCUCUGAACACCCCAUACCCCCCCUGCACCUGCACGGAUGCGCAAAACUCACUCCACCGCACGCCCCAGACCCCCCUCUGUGUGCACCACUGCUAAACAAAUUGCGCUGCACCCCCCAGGCCCCCUGUGCACACACCGCUGUGCAAAACACAGUGCACUGCACGCCCCAGGCCCCCCUGCGCCUGCACUGGUGUGCAGAACUCGCUGCACGCCCCAAACCCCCUGUGUGUGCCCCUCUGUGCUAAAUACGUUGCUCAGUAUGCCCCCAGACACCCCCCUCCCCCGCGCGCUCACCGCCGUGCAAAAUGGUGUCGCACGCACCAGACCCCCCAGUACCUGCCCUGCGCUGCACACCCCGCAGCGUGCACGUGUGUGGUGCAAGCACCACUGUGCGGAACGCGCUGUGCUACACGCACCCCCUCCACACACACGCAAAACACAGGCAGCGGCCUUCGCACACGCGUCUUCACACGCGUUGACCGCAGGCAGGUGGCCGUGUCCACCCUGCGUGGGGUGCGCGCAGGCUGGGGGAGAGGGGAGGGCUCGCCUGUGUGCAGGCUGCCAUCGCCCCUGCGCUCCCUGCCCCGUGCCUCCCGCUCUGCCAUGGCUAUAUUUAGCGGCGGGGGCCGGUGCUGGCGCGGCGCAGGGCCCACCUGGCACCACCAGCGGGGACGCCUGGGCCCCCGCCAGCCGCGCAGGGGACCGCAGCCCGCCGGGGAGAAUGGCCGCUCUGUUCAGCCUCCGGCUCGGUGGCGCUGGCGGCAGGGGCCACCCCCCACACCCCACCCCCCGGGAGCAGCACGGGGCGGUGGCAGAGCCCUGUUGCUUCCCCACCUCUGUUCCCACAUGGGGAAUGUUUUCGGGGUGCAAAUGAACUUUAAAAAUGUUCAAUGCGAGAACCUGCUUGAGCCUCAGCGCGGGCUGGGGUCACUCUUGGAUAUGGGACACCCCUGUCUCAGGGCUGGGAACCCCUCCUGGCUGGGGAUCCCCAAGGGGGUGAGGACCCCAAAGUGGGGCUGGGCGUCCCUGGGGAGGUGGGAACUCCGAAUAGAGACCCCCAGUGCCUCAUCCCCCGGGGCUCGCCCGGAGCAGCCCCCCAGGAAUGCCACGCCAGGCGGAGAGUGAGUGCUGGCACGCGAGGUCAGGGGACGGACGCCUGCCAUCGCGUCUCCUCCUGCGCCUGGUUUGUUUUGUGAGUCCCCCAGCAGUCCUAGGGCAGCACAGCGAUCACGGCCCCAUGGGGCUGGGACGGGGAGGGGGAAACCCAGGGCUGUUUUCGUUCUUCAGCCGAAGACUAUCACAAAUGACGCAAGUUCCCAAAAGAGCCGGGCAGGGGGGCGGCGGGGAAUGUGUCAGCCGGAGAGAGGCGGCCAGAUGUGCUCCAGCAGCUCCAGGGCUGCUGCCCCACGGUGAUGCUGCCAGGAUGCAGCAGCCCAACAGCGAAGCCCCAUAUGCUGCCCCAGAGUGGUUUGCCCCACGGAUGGCUCUGAUAGGCCAUGUGCCUCCCGUGCGCCCUGGGGAGGGGCCACCAUGUGUGGUCAGAUUCCAGAGUGAUGUCCUCCUGCCUGAGGUGCCCACGGAGAAGCCCCCAUGCCAGACAGAGACACUGAUGGCCACAACGGAGAUGCCCCGGGAGAUGUCAGCCACGGAUGAGGUGCCCCAGGAGAUGCUGUUGGCCACAGCUGAGCUGCCCGCCAAGGCCCUGCCAGCUGUGCCCAGUGUGGUGCCACCCACCGAGGCUGGGAAGGAUCCCUGCGGGGACGAGCUGCCACCCUGCCCUGGGACGUCGGGGACUCGCCCUGGCAAGGAGCCCCCCAUGGCGGUGUCGGUGCCUCCCACCUCCCUGCGGACGCCAGCAGAACAGCCCCACCGGUUGGUGCCCCGGGGGACCUGCUUGAUCCAUAACUGGCAGGAGGAGAGAGCCACAAACCACCUGGACACCAUGCCGGGGCAGGAGCUGGGCAGCGAGGGCUUCACCCACCGUCACGGCCACCAUGGGCUGCUGGUCAACCAGCUCCUCUCCGGCCCCACCAACAGCACCACCACAAAGGACACCUACCGCCCACCGCACAGGGUGCUGCUGCUGGGGCGAGGGCAGCGGGAGUCCAUGCUGGAGUCCAUGCUCUACCAGAAAUACAGGGAGGAAAUGCUGGAGAAGAUCUGUCCCCCCCGGAAGCCCAUGGAGUCGGUCUCCACCACACAUCGUGACUACCGCGGCGGGGGCUGCCAGUUCAUGCCACUGCCCACCACCCAGCCCCACAACUACUGCACAGAGCAGCCCUGCAGCUUCUGGCUGGAGCAAGCCCACAGACUACCCGGUGUCACCAGCAUCUGCAGUGGGGACAGUCCCUUUCGGAGGAAUGCAGCCUUCUCCACCCCCAUCACCGAGUCCCUGGGGCAGCCCCUGCCCUGCACCCCCCCAAGCAGCCAGCUCCAGCCCCGCAAGCAAUAAAGAGCAGGGGGUCAGAGGUGGUCCCAGCAUCCUUGCCACCCCAGGGUUGUCCUCAGGCUGGGCGUUUGGAGUGGGAGCACGAUGUCCCUGGCAUCCCAAUCCCCGUGGGGCCAUGCAGCACAGGCGUGGGGACACCGUCCAGCC
This is a messenger RNA of Chroicocephalus ridibundus (black-headed gull), 3275 nucleotides long. It is a transcript of the gene SPAG8, whose product is annotated as sperm associated antigen 8. Gene Ontology annotation, biological process: positive regulation of transcription by RNA polymerase II. The record is from RefSeq and is a predicted model, not a curated record. Gene Ontology annotation, cellular component: nucleus; cytoplasm. Gene Ontology annotation, molecular function: microtubule binding. Bases 1782 to 3131 code for a protein of 449 amino acids. The transcript is spliced from 7 exons. Lineage: Eukaryota; Metazoa; Chordata; Aves; Charadriiformes; Laridae.